Penaeus indicus is the source of this 597-nucleotide messenger RNA. Its product is annotated as cuticle protein AMP1A-like. Gene Ontology annotation, molecular function: structural constituent of chitin-based larval cuticle. Gene Ontology annotation, cellular component: chitin-based extracellular matrix. The transcript has 3 exons. The coding region runs from base 111 to 497 and encodes 128 amino acids. Lineage: Eukaryota; Metazoa; Arthropoda; Malacostraca; Decapoda; Penaeidae. The record is from RefSeq and is a predicted model, not a curated record.
UCCGGAGAACUUGUCAGGAAUGCACGUGGGAGCUGGUCUCUCAGUCAUGGUCUGCUCAGGGAUAUAUAAUCGGGUGCACCACUUGCCGUAGCAUCAUUUUCUCAGUCAUCAUGAAGGUAGUACUCUUUGUUUGCUUGUUCGCUGUUGCCUUCGCUCGCCCCGACGGCGACGCUGAAGUGCUGCGUGACGACCGCGUGGACCAGGGUGAUGGCAACUUCAAUUACGCCUUCGAGACAAGCAACGGCAUUUUCCAGGAAACUGUCGGUACCCCAGGAUCUGCAGGCCAGAGCAACGUGGUGGGAUCUUACAGAUUCACUGACCCCGACGGCAAUGUCGUAGAAGUCAGGUACACCGCCGACGAGGAAGGCUUCAGGCCUGAAUCUGACGCCAUCCCCCAGCCGCCCCCCAUCCCUGAGUUCGUCUACGAGCUCCUUGCCAUCGCCGAGCAGCAGAGAAGCAGCGGCGUCCGGUUCGAUGAUCAAGGAUUCGAAAUUUAAAUGAGCUCAAUCUGUGAAACGACGCUUUCCGUAAUCCUUCACGCCAGCCCUUUAAUUUGUAUUUCCCUCCCUCCCUUAUUCAAUAAAUGAUGUUCAUAUA